AUCAAGCAACACAAUAAUGUUGGCAGCUGCAUCGUCCACGACGUGGCCGGCGAGGCGGCACGCGUGCUGCAGCAGCUCGCUCUUCUUCCACCUCAACGGCGUCGGGAGCUCCAUGCUGUACCGCGUGCUGGACGCCGUGACGUCGGCGAAAUGCGAGACCGGGCGGCGGGCCCGGAAGCAGCUCAAGGUCCUGGACGCGCUGGACGCGGCCCGGACGCAGCUGUACCACUUCACCACCAUCGUGAUCGCCGGCAUGGGCUUCUUCACGGACGCCUACGACCUCUUCUCCAUCUGCCUCGUGGCCGACCUCCUGGGCCACAUCUACUACCAGGGCCGAGGGAACAAGCUCCCGGGCUCCUUCGCCGGCGCCGUGAGCGGCGUGGCCCUCUGCGGCACGCUGUUGGGCCAGCUCUUCUUCGGCUGGCUCGGCGACCGGAUGGGCCGGAAGCGGAUCUACGGGGUGACAUUGAAGCUCAUGGUGCUCUGCUCCCUGGCCUCGGGGCUCUCCUUCCACCGGGACCCGGAAUGCGUGCUCGCCACGCUCUGCUUCUUCCGCUUCUGGCUCGGCUUCGGCGUCGGCGGCGACUACCCGCUGUCGGCAACCAUCAUGGCCGAGUACGCCAACAAGCGCACCCGCGGCGCCUUCAUCGCCGCCGUCUUCGCCAUGCAGGGCUUCGGCAACCUCGCCGCCGGCGCCGUCGUGUUAAUGAUCUCCGCGAGGUUCAAGAACACGGCGGCAUACGAGACCGAUCCGCUGGGGCAGGCCGACUACGUGUGGCGGAUCGUGCUCAUGCUGGGCGCGGCCCCGGCGCUGCUCACCUACUACUGGCGGAUGAAGAUGCCGGAGACGGCGCGCUACACGGCGCUCGUGGCCAAGAACCUCAAGCUGGCGGCGUCCGACAUGGCCGAGGUCCUCGACAUCGACAUCGACGCCGUCACCGACAAGGAAGACGUAUCCCCCAGGGGAGGACAUGAGUUCGGGCUCUUCUCGGCGGAGUUCGUGCGGCGCCAUGGCCGGCAGCUGCUGGCCACCACGGUGUGCUGGUUCGUGCUCGACGUCGUCUUCUACUCGCUCAACCUCUUCAUGAAGGACAUCUUCGCCGGCAUCGGCUGGUUCGGGGACGCCGACAGCAUGGGCCCGCUCGAGCAGACCUACGCCAUCGCGCGCACGCAGGCCAUCGUCGCCGCCGCCGGCUCACUCCCGGGCUACGUCCUCACCGUCCUCUUCGUCGACCGCAUGGGCCGCAUCAAGAUCCAGCUCAUGGGCUUCGCCAUGAUGACCAUCUUCAUGCUGGGCCUGGCUGGGCCGUACAAGUUCUGGUCCCACCCAAACAUGCACGCAGGCUUCGCCACCAUGUACGCCUUCGUCUUCUUCUUCGCCAACUUCGGGCCCAACUCCACCACCUUCAUCCUGCCCACCGAGAUCUUCCCCACGCGCCUGCGAUCCACCUGCAACGGCAUUUCCGCCGCCGGCGGCAAGUGCGGCGCCAUCAUCGGCGUGCUCUGGUUCCAGUACUCUCGAACCAGCGUCCAGGGAUCGCUGCUCAUGCUGGCCGGCUGCAACCUCGUCGGGGUUAUGUUCACGCUUGCCUUGCCGGAGCCCAAAGGGUUGUCGCUCGAGGACAUCACAGGGGAGAUGGACGAAGGGAGCGAACAGCAAUCUGAAGAAUCUGUAGCUGUCACAGCCGUUGAUUCUGAGUUCAUCCACAGCGUCGAAAUCUUAUAAUCCACAGCUGCUAAGCAACAUAGUCACCUCAAAAUUAAUUCAAAGUAUUCUCAGCCA
This is a messenger RNA of Brachypodium distachyon (stiff brome), 1783 nucleotides long. RefSeq names its product putative inorganic phosphate transporter 1-13. The transcript has a single exon. Gene Ontology annotation, molecular function: transmembrane transporter activity. The record is from RefSeq and is a predicted model, not a curated record. NCBI's taxonomy places the organism in Eukaryota, Viridiplantae, Streptophyta, Magnoliopsida, Poales, Poaceae. Gene Ontology annotation, biological process: transmembrane transport. Gene Ontology annotation, cellular component: membrane. The coding region runs from base 17 to 1726 and encodes 569 amino acids.